AUGCGGCUCAACAUGGGGAAGCCGGCGCUGUGUUCUUGUGAAUCGUCGGGAGCACUGGCUGUUGAGUUUGCGCGCAAGUGGUUUCAAUUCGUCACGCUACGCUUGUCAGUGCAUCGACUUAUAAAUGGAUCAGACGGCUACCACUCUCUCCGGGUCAGGCUAUGCCUGCAGAUGGCUGCAAUCGUUUUGUCGCCUGCGCUUCACGAGCAACUCUCUCGGCAAUACCGUGAACGCUGUCCACAACGAUUAGCGCUUAUGGAAGAUCUCAGCAAGGACAUAAGGAUGCUUGAGGAACAGGAGCAGAGACUAGCCGCUCAACUGCAGCAUGCUCGACAGUCGCGUGAUUUGGCCGCAGAGACGCAAACGCAAGCGUCCGCAUUUUCCAGUUCCACGGAACAAGCAGAGACGUCGGAUAUGGCUGGGCAAAGCUCUCCGCGAGGCACUACCCAGGUGCCUAGAGAUCUGGUGGAACGACAAUCUGAGCCUGCCUUGGAAAAGCCCUUGGACGAGGCUGUUGCGUCACCGUUCGUUGCUCAGACUCCUUUCCGAUCACCAAUGCCAGUGACGACCACAGAAGGGGCUUGGCGAGAGUCAGCUGCCGUGGCCUCCACCACGCAUUCUAUGGCCAGCGGGGAUCUCACAACAUCAUCGGACUGGUUGACGCACGCUGAGAGAACAUCGGAGUCUGCUUCAUCGCUGAUUUGGCAUUACCAGACGACCCCUUUGUUUGCCGCAGGUGCCCCACAGGCGGUCGUGUGUGGGGGCCCCUGCACCAGCGGCGAUAGCGGUGGACCCCCAUAUUCUCUAUCCCCAACCGUCGAACACGCCGGCGCUGCGCAUACUACUGGGGACCCGCGCACAGAGAGUGAUAUGCCUGAGGACGUCGUGGAGUUCGUUCUGUCCUAUUCCGCACCAGCAGUGAUGGCGUCUGAGGACGGUGCUGCGCUCUUCGCGGAAUCGGCACCCUCGUUCAUUCAGCCAUGGAGCUCAGAGUAUCCGCCGCCGCGGAUCGUCUCCCCGAGCGAGCAGGCGGCAACGAGUGCUUCAUUGUUCCAGCCGACUACGAGUGCCUCGGACGAAGGCGCAACACUAUUUGCAAUCCCAGCUAGUAGCAGCGCGUUUUCGGGGCCAGGGUGGAGCUCGCCACGACUGCAACCAUCCUGG
Messenger RNA from Toxoplasma gondii ME49, 1164 nucleotides. RefSeq lists its product as hypothetical. The transcript has a single exon. The annotation marks the transcript as partial. NCBI's taxonomy places the organism in Eukaryota, Apicomplexa, Conoidasida, Eucoccidiorida, Sarcocystidae. The record is from RefSeq and is a predicted model, not a curated record.